AUGGUCAACUGCACGAACAUCAUCGCCAUCCUGGCUGGCACCUACAGCCUCCUCAACACCAGCAGCACGCUCAACGGCGUCGACAUUCCCGACCGAGCCUACGGCGAGGACCCCGUCGGUAUCCUGACCUACAGCCGCUCCGGCUUCAUGUCCGCCACUAUUGCCGCCACCGAGCCCGAGCUGCGUCCGCAGAGCCUGACGUUCCCCUUCACGGACGAUCAGUCAGAGGCCGACUGGGCCCUCGUCGGCAAGCACGGCGUGGCCUACGCCGGGCCCUUCUCCGUCAGCGACGCCAUCCCCGCGACGGCCACGUCCGGCCAGAUCUUCCACGGACCCCUGACCGUCGCCAACGUGCCGCGGUGGGUGGGCACGAGGCAGACGAGGAACUACACCCUGUACGAGAAUGGGCGGCUGCUGCACAUCUCCUCGCAGCGCGACGGCGGCUUCCGUGGCGAGCUGUGGUGGGAGAGGCUCGACUGA
Verticillium nonalfalfae is the source of this 480-nucleotide messenger RNA. RefSeq lists its product as uncharacterized. Bases 1 to 480 code for a protein of 159 amino acids. Lineage: Eukaryota; Fungi; Ascomycota; Sordariomycetes; Glomerellales; Plectosphaerellaceae. The transcript is spliced from 2 exons. The record is from RefSeq and is a predicted model, not a curated record.